This is a messenger RNA of Saitoella complicata NRRL Y-17804, 576 nucleotides long. RefSeq lists its product as uncharacterized. The record is from RefSeq and is a predicted model, not a curated record. Gene Ontology annotation, molecular function: phosphoprotein phosphatase activity. The transcript has a single exon. The annotation marks the transcript as partial. NCBI's taxonomy places the organism in Eukaryota, Fungi, Ascomycota, Saitoellomycetes, Saitoellales, Saitoellaceae.
GUCCCGUCGCCUAAGCUUGUUAUUCUUGAUCUCAAUGGGACCUUGUUAUUUCGCAAUGCGGAUAGGUCUGUGGCAGGAUCAGUUGCAAGAGCUUCGAAAAAGCCCGUUUUACGACCAUCACUGGCGCCAUUUUUGGAGUAUCUGUUUUGGCAUUUCAAGGUGAUGGUGUGGUCUUCUGCAAUGCCAUUUUCCGUGAAUGCCAUGGUGAAAGCUGCUUUCUCUCAGGAUCAGCAGGAUAACCUUGUGGCGGUGUGGGCACGCGACACUUUUGGGUUGUCUCCCCAUGAAUAUCGACAAAAAACGGUUACAUAUAAAGACCUGGAUAUUGUAUGGAAGCACGGUGUUAUAGAUGCCUCUUACCCUGACAAGGACGGUCAUUGGGGUCCGAAUAAUACAAUCCUCCUGGAUGACUCUGCGUUGAAGGCUUCGAUGCAACCUUACAACCACAUUCAAUUACCGGAAUUCGACAAGUUAGCAGCUUCCGGGGGUGAUGCUGUUCUGGAUCAAGUCGCCGGUUACCUUGACGAGCUUCGUUAUCAGCGCAACGUAUGCAGUUACAUAAAGCGAGAACCAUUC